CUCUGGUGUGGACUCAAUCAACUCCGCCGCCCGCCGCCGCCGCCGCCGCGUCAACCUUGAACUUAUCGCUGUCCCAAGGCUAUCCGAGGGGCGGAUUUUCGCUUCUGCCUCGCUUUUCCUGCCAGCCCAAUCUGCCAGCUCUGGCUCUUGUUAAGCCCGCUGCUCAGUGUCGCUUUCUGUUAAUUGUGUAUUUCUAGCCUUCUCUCAUGUCGUCGGCGUUACCCCGCUUGUGAUCCUCGUCUUUCCCGAUCUUCCUCACUCAACCCUUCGAAGGUCCACGUUGACCGUUACCCGAUCAAGGCUCUCACUAACGCAAUUUCCGCUCUUCUCCUGGAUGGUCGAUUCAUAGACAAGCACUCCUUCGCUAGUUUAACCAGCCUUCAUAUUCCCCUGGUUUUAUAGCUCGCCACUGCGACGGCAUCUCGCGCAUUCUCUGCCUCUUGUUAGACCCGCCAUAUACCGAUAUUUGGGUAGCCGUCGCUGGUUUAACCACUCAUGGAGAGCGUUCGCCAGUCCUGCCGACCAAAACACCAGGUCCUGGUGUUGAAGUGCUAUCCCCAAUAUCAAAAAGGAGUGCAGGAGGUCAAACCCAAUCCUAGUGAACUGUCGUAUCUGCUCUACUAUGCUAGCACUCGCCGCAGCAAGCUGACUAAGGUCGGCGCUUUCCUGGAGAAACGAGCCGCUCGCGAUGUCUGGCGUCGCAAAACAGGCAAUGUGCAGGUCACGCUUCAAAUUCUUACUGCUCUUAUCGAGAAAGUCCCCAGAGACCUCCCUAUUUACGCCCGAUCCGUUCUAACCAUCCUCGAAACCGUCCUGCGCUCUCAUGACAUCACAAUAGUUGAGGACUCCAUCACUACUUUUGAAACCUUCUGCAGCCACCAGGACGCGGCAGCCCUGGCCGCCGAACCCGAUUUUGCAACGCAAUAUCGCGAGGUGGUGCGCACAUAUGCAAGCUUUGCGGAGAUUGAGGCGUCUUCUCAGGCCAACGCACUCGCUCCGAGCGUACCCAUGGCCCUACGGUGGAGGAAUGCGGGAUUACGCGCGAUCAAGGGCGUAGUUGGCUCCGAGACAGGCUUGGCUGUGGAUGGCGGCGAAUCGCUACGGAUUACGUUACCUAUCGUCCUCGAAAACCUUUGCAAAGGAGAUGAAGACUUGGUGUCCUCGCUUGAACACCUGCUUCAGGAGUCGGAGAAGGCGGACACCGAGCUCGCUCACAAACGGCGCGUCAGCACCGCAACCGUGCAGACAGUCGACACAGCCAACGGCGAUCCGGUGCUGGCAUCGCAAUCUGCAGCCGAUGCAGACAGAAAGGUGGAGUUGGAUGUGCGAGUCCUCGCACUCCGCUGCCUCGAGCGGAUCGUCGUUAGCGGCAGCAGUCGCGGCCAGAUUCGGGUCACUACACAGCUUGCGCUCGAGUUUAUUCUUCGGAAGAUCCCGACCGGCGACACGAGCUUCACAUUGGAGACCCAGGAGAACUGGGCCACCUCGUUGAUGGAAUUCAUUGCCAAAUGGUGUCCUGUCCAAGUCCGUUUUAUCAUCCCAGUGACUAUGAUGCAGAUGUUGCUAGACAUGAAGCUUAACGAUGAAACGCUGGACGAGCCUUUCAUUGUGAUCUUCAUGAUUGACUGGCUGCUCAAAUCGCCGGUCAAUAUGAUCGGUCUUAGCGUGAUUGAUAUUCUGUUGGGUCUUCUUCAACACAUGUCAUACCUGCUAUCUUCUCCGGGGGGUGAGAAAGUGGCGGAACCGUCCGCUAAAAGGAGGGAGCAGCUCUCCCUUCUUCAAAAGUGCAUUGGAGACCUCACUACUCAUAUCUACUACGGCGACCAGGUUGUCGACAUGAUCAGAGCAAUUUUGACUCGCGUCAAACCUUCAACAUUCCAUGACCAGCCGUCAAAACCGUCCCAGACGGAUUCCCCCGGGGCACGCUCCCAGGCGCCUAGUGUCUCUGAUAGCAACUCUGUUGCUUUCUCAUCAGACUAUGCCAAAAUUACGGCUUCCAGGGCUAUUAAAAACAUUCUACUGGUGGCGAAUUCCAAGAAGGCCGCGAUCGCAGCCGGUGCCGAGACAAGGAACAAGGUGGGUAUUCAUGUUUGGGAGGGGACACAAUGGUUGUUGCAAGAGUCUCAGAAUGAGGUUCGUUAUGCGUACGCAGACGCGUUUCUGACUUGGCUGAAACUGGAAACCAAUCAGCAAGAUCUGCUGGUCAACGACAACUCCAGCAAGACCCACACUCUGAGACGAGAGAUGUCUGAUAUCGAGAAACCUGGCAAACGGACCGCUUCUAUGGGCGUGAGUCAGAGAGAGAAGGCGCUGUUGGUAGCCGAACACAACUUCCUUCGGCUGCUACAUUUAACCAUCUAUGACAUCGCGCAUGAGUGUUUUGCUCAAAUUCCUGAGGUGCGGCUAUUGCAUCUUCUGCUGGCGAGUCUUGUUGACAGCCUAGGAGUGAACGCAGUUCGUUUCGGUCUUCCUAUGGUUUUGAAGCUCCAAGAGGAUGUGGAAACUGUUGAGUCGCUGCAGCCAGCUGCUGCAAAGGUGAACAUUGGGAGCCUAGUGUAUGGCUAUUUGUGGGCUGUAUCGGAGAAAUUCAAUCUGGAGUCCACCGCAGUGGGCAGGGACAUACAGAACGAGAUAAUCAAGAGGCAAAAGCUUGGGCUCUGGGUUGAUCACAUUCGUCUACCUCCAGCAAGUCUGGAGAAUAUAUUACAAAGCAAUGACGGUGCCGGCAACUACGCCGGGGAUGAAAGUCAACUCACACCUUUCGAAGGUGUCGAGGAGCUUGUUCGAUGUAUCGAGGACUCGUACAACUUCUCGCUGCAGAAUGCGACCAGCAGCCCCCCUUCAUCUCCAAUCCGUUCCUUGACCGUACCGGCGCUAGGACAAGCACCAGGCUCGUCAAGCCCAUUGCCGAAUCAGCUUCUUCCUUCUAUAGUCCGCGAGCAGAUCUUGUCUGCUUGGACUCGCGAAUCGUGCCUGGCCGCUGCAGAGCGAGAGAAGGCCGAAAGUAUGUCCAUCAAUGGAUCGAGAGCCGGCACCUUGGCGAUCCGCAACCAUUUUAAUGCGAACCCGACGGAGGGCAGCUCUCAUUCUACCACAUCCCCUAAAUCCGCCCAACAAGCUGCAGCUGGUCUGCACAAUUCUCGCCGGAUGAGCGUGCCGGAGUCAGCUCGAGUCCGGGUUCCCAGCUCUAGCCGGGAUUCUCCUGUCCAUGUCAAUGAAUUGAGACGCGUGCUAUCUAUCAACGAUCAAGAGAAGCUCCGGCGCCUCAGCCCACUUCGAGGUCGACUUGAUGCUUCGAACCGCAGCGUUGUCUCAUCAAGCAGCGAAAGCAUGGUGAGCGGCUACUCUUUGUCGGAAUUCGACGGAGACGGCAUCUCAGUGCGUCAUCAAUCCCGAGACGGCUUGGACGGCAACAACAUGGUGACUCCCAAGGCUUCAACCUCUUCCUUCUCGGGAUCUCAGAUGUAUUACAUGGCUCACGAGGAUAUCCCUCCUGUUCCUCCGAUCCCUCCUUCUCUGUCCGCUACCGGAAACCUCGCGAGCGAGUCGCAACGCUCGUUGGCUUCUGAUCGACCUUCAACUGCUCCGGGCCUCCGUGGACAGGCACUUGUGAACGGGAAGGCUGCCGCGUCCGCCGCGCCUCACCAGAGCAGGUCCCUCAGCAAGCACAAGAGUCGAUCGAGCACGGGUCUUGCAGCGCAAGCUGCUGAUGCUUCAGACUCUGAUGCGCGACGCGAGGUGACCAAACUUCUCGAAGGCUUUCUUUCGCCGGCUCAUGCUGAACGGCCGGGGGGCGCAAGGUCCCGUGGAGGCUUGGGUCGACGGGGGAUCAGUGGAGGAAUCGGACGUCCACCAUACUAGUAUGACGUCGAACCAGUCUUUUGUGUCAAUCCUUCCCAUUAUGUUUGUUUUCUUGUGCGGGGCUUGAAUAUACCAACCUACCUGUUACUCUCAUUGUCCAAUCUCUUAUGUUGCAUUUGAUGUAUAGAGGUAUACUAACUAGUACGAUAAUUGAUCCGU
Molecule: messenger RNA, 4020 nt
Organism: Aspergillus saccharolyticus JOP 1030-1
Lineage: Eukaryota; Fungi; Ascomycota; Eurotiomycetes; Eurotiales; Aspergillaceae
Exons: 2
Coding region: 496-3861 (1121 amino acids)
Biological process (GO): protein localization to plasma membrane
Cellular component (GO): plasma membrane
Source: RefSeq, a predicted model, not a curated record